Molecule: messenger RNA, 315 nt
Organism: Ipomoea nil (Japanese morning glory)
Lineage: Eukaryota; Viridiplantae; Streptophyta; Magnoliopsida; Solanales; Convolvulaceae
Exons: 1
Coding region: 1-315 (104 amino acids)
Molecular function (GO): nucleic acid binding; RNA-DNA hybrid ribonuclease activity
Source: RefSeq, a predicted model, not a curated record
AUGGCGAAAGAUUUGGGAAUCGCCAAGCUUAUAGUAGAAAAUGAUUCGAAAGCCCUUAUUGACGACAUCCGUGCGACUCAAAGAGAUCAUGGUUUCUCCACAAACACCCUGUGGAGAUGUCUGUGCGAAGCAAGCUAUUUUCAGGAAAUAGAGUUUGCACAUAUCUACAGAGAAGGAAAUGUAGUGGCAGACAAGCUAGCCUCGACGGCUCUCAAUUUCCAGGCUGGCUAUCGAGACCUCCAGGAUGCACCGAUAGACCUUUUUGAAGACCUCAAGCUUGACCAGCUGGGAGCGGUGGCCUUCAGGCAUAGUUGA